UAUUUAAGUUCCCAAAAAACUACUUUACUGACCACAUUCUCGUCGGAAAAGUAAGUAUGAGUGACAAUCGGAGUCAAAGACGGCGGGUCGGAGAGUCGUCCGAAUCGGGAAUUUACAAUGAGAGGAUUCUUAUCUUGGUGUUUGCGUCAAUGAAUUGGGAUAUUCGUACACUAUGUCAAACGGCGUCGGUCAAUAGGAAACUCCGUGCAGUUGCGAGAAGGAUUCUAUGGAGAGAGCUAUGCGUGUAUCGAGCUCCGCAAAUGAUAACGGCGUUAACUGACGGCUCUCCGAGCGGUAGAAUUGGCGGCGGAUGGCAGGCGAUGGCAAAAUUGAUGUUUUUCUGCAAUGGAUGUCAAUCGACCCGGCAUUUCCAAGUGCGCGAAUCGCCAUCGGGUCACUUCGUGAAAACAUCUCGGUUUUCGAAGACAUCCGGUCGGAGUUUUUUGGUGAAGAAAUGUAGAAGUGAUUUGCUGUACGUGAGUGAUCCGUGUGAGCAUCCAACUGGGAGCGAUGAUUUGGGGCUUUUCAGAGGGGUGUUUUGGGGAUUUAUGAAAUCUAGGACAAGGGCGAGUUUGAUCAGAAGACGAGUGGAGCUUGAAGAAGGAGCCAAGUGUCCAUUCUGUCGAGCUCGGGUUUGGAGUAUGACGGCGGCUCGGCUCAUACCCAAAAGUGCGGCGCGGCGGCUUGGUUCGAUGGAGACUGGAUUGGAGUACUUUGUAUGUGUUAAUGGGCACUUAUAUGGUGCUUGUUGGCUGGUUCCUUUAUCGUCUGAUGAAGGUGAAGAAAAAGAUGGUGAUGAUGAAGAUGAAGCUGAAGAUAGCAGUGAAGAAGCUGACCAGAGAUUUGACGGCGGCGGCUAUUUUCAUCGUGGGAAUCAGAUAGUAAUAAAUGGGUGUCUGAAUUACGGGCUUACUUCUUGAUAUGACCAAAAUGGAAUCAAAAGGGACGGGAAGAAGGGAAGAGGGAUCAUUUUUGUAGUUCAGCUUGUUGUUUACUUGAGAAUAUGAACUGAAUCAAAAUUUUCUGUUUAUUUGAUGAUUUGUUUAAGUUUCUAUUCUUAAGAAAAUCUUUUCUGUUACUACUAGAUUUCCAGUGGAAAGAUUUGUCACUUGAUUCAA
Molecule: messenger RNA, 1118 nt
Organism: Solanum tuberosum (potato)
Lineage: Eukaryota; Viridiplantae; Streptophyta; Magnoliopsida; Solanales; Solanaceae
Product: EID1-like F-box protein 3
Exons: 1
Coding region: 57-920 (287 amino acids)
Source: RefSeq, a predicted model, not a curated record